This is a messenger RNA of Truncatella angustata, 1848 nucleotides long. RefSeq lists its product as uncharacterized. The transcript has 8 exons. Bases 1 to 1848 code for a protein of 615 amino acids. Gene Ontology annotation, biological process: secondary metabolite biosynthetic process. Lineage: Eukaryota; Fungi; Ascomycota; Sordariomycetes; Amphisphaeriales; Sporocadaceae. Gene Ontology annotation, molecular function: flavin adenine dinucleotide binding; oxidoreductase activity, acting on CH-OH group of donors. The record is from RefSeq and is a predicted model, not a curated record.
AUGAGAACGACUAGUGGUUUCGCACAGCUUGCGCUGGUGAACUCCUUGGCAGCGGCACACCCUGCAUUCCGAGGCCUAAUCUUGGACAAAAGGGAUGAUCUACUUUCCAGUUACGACUAUGUGAUCGUAGGAGCUGGCGCGAGCGGACUUACCGUAGCAAACCGUCUCACUGAAGAUGCUGCAACAACCGUACUGGUUAUAGAAGCCGGUCAACUUGAUAAGGGAGAAGAUAUCGUCACAAUUCCCGGUCUUGCUGGAGGUGCGGUCGGUACUCAAUAUGACUGGAAUAUUUCCUAUGUCCCUACAGAAUUCGUUGCCGGCCGUGCAAUCUCUUGCCCUUUGGGUAAGGUAGUUGGUGGCUCAACGAAGCUUAACCGCAUGGUGUUCGACCGUGGCUCCAAGUCCGAUUAUGACAGAUGGGAAGAGCUUGGGAACAAAGGCUGGGGAUGGGAUGCAUUGCUACCUUAUUUUAAGAAGAACGAGAUCUUCACACCUCCGAACGACUACAUUGUUUCUGAGUACAAUGUCACAUAUGAUCCUACAGCUCACGGCUUUGAGGGGUACAUGAAUGUGAGCUAUUCACCAUUCGUUUGGCCAACUACUAAGAACUUUGUGGAUGCCACGAAAGAAGUUGGCAUCUCAAUUGCGGAGGACCAAGCCAAUGGCAAUGCGAUUGGAGGCUAUUACUGCCCUCAUAACCAAAAUCCCGAGACUGCGACAAGAUCGUCGGCCAGAGAAGCGUACUAUGAUACAGUAGCUGGGCGAUCAAAUCUUCAUUUGAUCACCGGACAACAAGUUACCCGUAUCAUCAUAGAUACUACUCAAGACACCCUUGUCGUUACAGGUGUAGAGUAUGCAGCCAACGCCAACUCGUCAAAGUCGAUAAUUACAUUAAAUAAGGAAGCCAUUUUGGCGGCAGGGGCAUUACACACUCCCCAAAUUUUACAGGUUUCAGGCAUAGGCGAUUCUGCACACCUUGCCAGCAUCAACGUGAAAACCGUAGUCGAUCUGCCGGCUGUUGGCCAGAAUUUUCAAGACCACGUUCUGUUGGCAGUGGUCAACGCAAUCACCGCUCCUCUCACAUCCAGCAACCUAACCACAAACGCAACGUACGCAGCCGAAUCACGUGCACAAUACGAUACCGAGGGAACAGGGCCAUAUUCAAGCGCUACUGGUGAUUUCUUGGUCUUCCUUCCGUUGCAAAAUUUUACCCAGAAAUGGGAUGCCAUAUCUGCCAGUGCGGCGGCUCAGAAUGCGGCAGCCUAUCUCCCUAACAACACAACUCCUGAGGUACUCGAAGGUUACAAGCAACAGCAUGAUGUCUUGGACACAAAACUUUCCACAACCAACUCCGCUAUUCUCGAACUCAUUUGGGCAGAUGGUGCGGUUGUUCUUGGUCUCGAGCAUCCAUACUCGCGCGGAAGCGUACAAGCUGCAUCUGCAAGUGUCUUCGACGCUCCCCUCGCUGACCCUGGUUUUCUAAGCAACCCCCUGGAUGUUCAGAUUCUCGUUGAGGCCGUCAAGUACGUCCGGACACUGGCGCAAGCCAAAGCGCUUGCAUUUCUUCGGCCGUUCGAGGUUCUGCCUGGCGCAAAUGUGACAAGUGACGAAGACAUCUCGAACUUUAUACGAUCGACCGCGGCCACACUCUACCACCCAGUAGGUAGCUGCAAGUUAGGCGCAAGAGAGUUGGGCGGCGUAGUUGAUGAGGAGCUCAAAGUGUAUGGCGUUGAUGGCCUCCGAAUCGUGGACGCCAGUGUCGUACCGCUCUUACCAGCGACCCACACCAUGACUACGGUUUAUGCAGUAGCAGAGAAGGCUGCCGAUAUCAUACGGGGUCUAACUUAA